Molecule: messenger RNA, 3909 nt
Organism: Abrus precatorius (Indian licorice)
Lineage: Eukaryota; Viridiplantae; Streptophyta; Magnoliopsida; Fabales; Fabaceae
Product: probable protein phosphatase 2C 40
Exons: 3
Coding region: 2096-3697 (533 amino acids)
Biological process (GO): protein dephosphorylation
Molecular function (GO): protein serine/threonine phosphatase activity
Source: RefSeq, a predicted model, not a curated record
UUGUUAGCACACCCAUGACUCAUGACCCAACGCUACCCUCUCUCUGUUCUCUUCUCUUCUCUGCCCUUUCGUGAUUUGCUAAGUCACACUCCCACUCCCUCUCUCUUCUCUCUAUAUAUACUCUCAUCACUCUGCCUCUUCCUACUCUCAUUCUCAAUUAUCCUCCCUUCACCGUCUAUUCGGUUGGUUACUUCAUUCUUAUUUUCUUUUUGAUUUUUUUGUUUAUGUUUUAUUCUGUCUUUAUCUGUUUUGGGUUUCUCUUGUUUUAAGGAAAAAAAUAAAAUGAAAAAGCUGUUGACUUUUUAACAGGGCAUACAAUACCCAGAAACGAAACGGGUUAAGUUGUUCUGUUUUUUGGAUUGUUCUGUUCUUCUCAUUAACAAUUGUUAUGGUUUCAUUUCAUUUCCCCAUAUGUUUUCUACGUAGUUUUAGUUAUUGGACUUUUGCAUUGGGUUCCAAUAGCAAUAGCUAGAGUACACUAAUUUCACUGAAGCUUCCCUCAGUGAGAGAUUGGUUCCAAGCACAAUCUGCUUACCUUCUUCUGCUCAUCGGUGUGUAAAGUGAGUAUCUUUAAUUGUCAUAAUCAGGGGCAUUGUAUACCUUAGGCAUGGAUCAUAAGCUUAUGGCAUGUAUUUCAGUGCAUCGUGUCCUUUGUGUUUCUAUAGUUCUGUUAUGUUCAUUUAGUAGGAUAACUUACCCCUAUGCUUGGAUUGCAGUCUUUCUCUCUGUGAAUGGAAUUGUUCUAUUAAUUAACCCCUGCUAAUUUUUCUUUUUGCGGUAAGAUCUUGUUGUUAAGCUGUUAGCUACUAUAUAUCUUGGUUGAAGUGUCAAACUAAUCUAGAUUUUUAACCUAAAGAAUUAUGUGCCAGUAUACACAGUUACACAUAGAUAAAAGCUAAGUGCUUGAAUUUUUAUCACCCUCCAGUAGAUAUGAUUUUCCGAUAAUUUUUGGGUUGGAGCUAACAUUAAUGUGCCAAUUUAGUUUCAUUUUAUGGCUUCCUUUUUCUUUUUUUAGAUUUUGUUAAUGACUGUGAAAUCACUAUGAUUUAGACUUUUUAGCCUGCCUUAUAUUCUGAAUGUGUGAUAGUCAUUGUGAUAGAAAAUCUUACAUUCUAGACUCAGUAUGAAGAACAACCACAAAAUCUUUUGACGAUCUCUUAUUUGGAAGCUUUUCAAUCAUUUGUACAAAAUUAAAAAUUUCCCUAAGAGUCUGAGAUCUAUCAAAGUCUUAAAAUAAAUAAACUGACCAUGAAAAAUGCUAACAACACACAUUUUAUUAUUGAUUAAAAUUUAAUAAAAAAUCACAUGUCACUUCUAAUUUAAUAAUUCCUAUUCAUACUUUUGUAUUUUUCAAUAAAUUUCAAUCAAUAAGAAAAAAUGUGUUAGAAAACAUGUUCCUAACAUUCCUCAAUUUGACAUACAUGGAAGCCCAUGUUGAUACUGUAAAGCUUGACAUCAAUUGUCAAUGAAUUUUUAAGUCUAUCAUGUUUGAUUCGAGCCCAUAUAUUCUAGUGAUUGGUGAUCUCGUGUCAAAUUGUUUUUUAUCUUGCUUGCAUAGUAUUUUGUUUUUCUUUGAGAAGUUAAGUGAGUAAGCAAGGGGAGGCGAUUGCAGCUAGUUUGAGAUGCUAUCUGCCUUCCCCUGUCUUCUUUGUCUCAUUCUCUGCUAUAUCUUUCAAUUAUCUGCUUUACUGGCUCACAAAUAUAUACAAAUCUAUGGGCGCACAUAUUUGAUCAUCUAGUGUCAUAUAUAUUAACUGACAAAAUUUGACCCAGCAUCAUAAUGGUUAUAUAUUUAUUUUAUAAUUGCCAUUUUUUCAUUUGUUGAGCUGAUGGUUGCUGGCUUUAAAUUCUUUUGAAUGACAUUUUGUUGUUUGGGUAUUAUUAUAUGAUUGGAGGCCCUUACACUAUCUGGGAAAUCUUUAAAUCAAGCUUUAUAUACCAAAUGGGUAUUUUCUAGUGGAUUAAAUAAUUUUGUGCAUGCAUGCACGUUUGCAUGUAAAUUAUAUUGAUAUGGUCCAAUUACAUUUUAUAGGUCACUGGAUUUUUUGUUGUUGUCCUUUUAGUAUAUAUACCUGUGAUAUUGAUAGUGUUGUGAAUGGAUUUCUUUAUACAGGAGAUAAACAUGCUUAGUCCUGAAGGAGAACUUAAAAUAAGUUUUGGCUAUAAAUGCAAUAGUGAUAGAAGUAUUCCUCGUGAGGUUUCCAAUGGCUACAGAAUCCUACCUGGAGUCCGUAGAACAAGUAGUUUCUCUUGCUUGUCAGGGGCAGCCUUAAGUGCAAAUGCUACACUAGCCAACACAAACAUAUGCAAUGGUAAGAUAGGAGAAGAAAUCCUUCCAAGUUGGGACUCUCCUAAUUCAUUUCGUAAGGUAACCUCUUCGCCAAGUCUUUCAAAGUUGGACAUACUAUCAUCUUCCCUCCCAAAUAGUUUGUCUUACCUAAGCUGCAGUCCUUCUACGCCAAGUGAUAUCCUUGAACAUGACUCUUGCAUGAUAAAAUCUGCAAGCGAUCCUUCUAGAAGUGAAUGUUUUCUUAAUGCUAAGGAAGUUCAAGUAGCAGGAGGAGCUGCUGGUGAAGAUAGAGUUCAAGCAGUUUGUUCUGAAGAAAAUGGAUGGCUCUUUUGUGCAAUUUAUGAUGGCUUUAAUGGAAGAGAUGCGGCUGACUUUCUGGCUGGUACCCUGUACGACACCAUCAUAUCUUACUUUAACAAGUUAAUUUGGGAGAUGGAUCUGGGUUCCAUAGAAGUUUCUAAUGAUGAGGGUUUAGGUGGAUCCCUGCAAUAUGAGUUGCAUGAUAGUCUUAUGUGUCAUGAGGACCAAUCUCAGUCAAGAUUUAAGGGAAUGAAUGAUUCUAGUCAUGGUUAUUUUGCAAAGGGUAGUCCAUCUACUGAGUCAAAAGCAUCAUGUGAGUCGUUUUCACAUGGAGUACUUGAUAUCCUGCAACGUGCUGUUAGUCAGGCUGAGAAUGAUUUCUUGAGCAUGGUUGAGCAGGAAAUGGAAGAACGUCCUGAUUUAGUUUCUAUUGGAUCUUGUGUUUUACUUGUGCUUCUUCAUGGUAAUGAUUUGUAUACACUUAAUCUAGGUGACAGUAGAGCAGUAUUGGCAAAAUGCAGUACAGAUGAUGGAAUAAAUAAGAGUGAGAAACUUGAGGCUAUACAGCUUACGGAUAAUCAUAGUGUUGAAAAUAAAGCUGAAAGAGCUAGACUUUUGGCUGAGCAUCCUGAUGAUCCCAAGGUUAUUAUAGCAGGAAAAGUGAAAGGGAAACUGAAGGUUACUCGUGCUUUCGGAGUUGGCUACUUGAAAAAGAAAAAUUUGAAUGAUGCUUUGAUGGGAAUCCUUAGAGUUCGUGACCUUACUAGCCCACCAUACGUAUCCACUGAACCAUCAUUGAAUGUCCAUAAAAUCUCACAUUCUGAUCAAUUUGUUAUAGUAGGGAGUGAUGGUUUAUUUGACUUCUUCAGCAAUGACGAGGCAGUAAAGCUUGUAGAAUCUUAUAUCUUGAACAAUUCUCUGGGGGAUCCAGCAAAGUUUCUCAUAGAGCAGCUUGUAGCUAGAGCAGCAAAAUCUGCGGGAUUCAGCAUGGAAGAGUUGAUGAAUGUUCCUGCUGGAAGGAGAAGGAAGUACCAUGAUGAUGUGACCGUAAUUGUGAUCAUGCUUGGGAUCAAUCAACGGACUUCAAAGGCAUCCACUGGCAUCUAAGACUGGCCAAAGAAAACUUGUAUCUCGAACAAUUUUAAUUGGACGCCCUUGUUUUAGUAGUAUUUCGUAGGUUAAAAGUGUGAUAUUCAAUUUGUAUAUAUGUCAUUGUACAUGAGCAUUAGUUCAUUAAAGUAUGUAAAAAAAACUAAAGAUAUUUUUCUUCAUUUGAUUGAAGGGAGAUGAAGGGAAAAUAAAAAAUAAUUUUUUAAAAG